Messenger RNA from Dromiciops gliroides (monito del monte), 846 nucleotides. Its product is annotated as basic proline-rich protein-like. The coding region runs from base 1 to 846 and encodes 281 amino acids. The transcript has 2 exons. Lineage: Eukaryota; Metazoa; Chordata; Mammalia; Microbiotheria; Microbiotheriidae. The record is from RefSeq and is a predicted model, not a curated record.
AUGCCGAUACACAGACCCAAGUCGGCCCGUAAACCUCCAUUCCCACCUCGUUCUGCCAAGACACAAUACACGCACAAGUCUACACACACCCACACACAGCCCCCCGCCCGCCAGGAUCGAUCCGAGGGCGCCUCGCCGGUUCCCCUCCACCCCAUCCCCCGGGCCGAUGCCCGGCCGCCGUCCCGGCAGGUCAGACCCCGGCUCGGAGGAGGGGGGAGGGGGGGAGGGCAGGGGCCUACUCACCGGGCCCGGGAGCCUGGAGCGCCGGGGGUGCGUCGGCCGACCCGGGCCCAUGGCCGCCGCCCCCGCCCCAACACCCGGUGCCCGACAGGCCGGGCCCGGAGGCCGCCGCCGUCGGGAGGAGGGAGCGUCCACGCCCGAGCCGUCCGGCCGGAUGGAACGCCAGCGCCGGAACGUUCCGGUGUGAGUGUGUGCGCGCCUCAGCCAAUCGCGUGCUCGCCCGCCCCCCGCGGCCGGAGCGAGGCUGGCGGUGGGAAGAGGAAGAAGAACAUUCACCCUCCUCCUCCCAGCGCGCGGGCGGGCGGCGGCGGCGGCAUCGGGGUCACGAACUCUGACCUUUCACUGACAAAAACAAUAACAAACCCCCCCCACCCCAAACCUCGGCCGAACCUCCGCCCCCCCACCCCCCGGCCCCGGCACUCCUCCGCGGCGGCCCGCUGCCCGCGGCCGGGAGAAGCUGCUCCCCCCGGCGCUGCUCGCCUGCCCGCCCGCCGCCCGCGGGAAGCGGCUGCCCCGGCCCUCCGUCCCCCCCGCCGCCCGCCCCCGCCGCAGACACGGGACCAGCUUCGGGGUCAGAUUCGAAGCCGCUUUGGCGCCAAAUCCUGA